AUGAGAGAAGUCCUCGUCAUCGGCGGCACUGGCGCUCAAGGCUUACCAGUCGUCAAAGCCCUGUCCUCGAGCAACCAGUUCUCCGUAAGAGUCCUCACUCGAGAUGCAAAGUCCGCUCGCGCGCAGGACAUUGCAAAACUUCCUCAUGUAUCACUGGUUGAGGGCAGGCAGGAUAAUCAGGAAGAUUUGCAUAGAGCCUUCCAAGGUGUUUAUGGGGCGUGGGUCAAUACGGAUGGGUUUACCCUAGGUGAAAAGAAUGAGCUGUUCUACGGUUGUCGAGCUUAUGAAAUUGCGAGAUAUCAAGGGGUGCAACAUUACGUGUACGCCUGCACAGACUUCGCCCUUAAGCAUGCUAACUGGGAUGAGAAUUUCCACUGGGGACAUAAUGACGCCAAGGGCAGAGUGGCAGAAUAUAUCCUAGCUCAAGGACAGGAUGGAAUGAAAAGCUCAGUGCUUACUACCGGCCCUUAUAUGAACAUGCUUUGGGACGGCAUGUUUGUUCCUACCCAGCAACCUGAUGGGACAUUUGUCUGGGCCAACCCUGCAAAAACUGGCAAAAUACCUCUCAUAGCUCUGGAGGAUAUUGGACAUUACUCUCUUUGGCUCUUCAACAAUCUGCCAGAGUCUGCAGGGAUGAAUCUCAAAGUCGCGACAGAUGAAGUUAGCUUUGCGGAUAUAGCGGCGGUCUUCACCGAGGUGACAGGGAAAAAAGGUGUACACCAGUAUAUGCCUUUGGAAGAAUAUCUACCAUUGGCCGAGCCUUUCCCUGGUGCUUUAGCGAACUUCGCCGCGGGGCCAGAUGCUGUCAGGGAUGAUUCAACCAUGACAUGGCGCCAAAACUUCUCCGUUUGGUGGAGAUACUGGGGAGAGGGUCGGGCUGAGCCACGGGAUUUCACUCUCCUGAAUAGAAUCCAUCCUGGCCGCAUUAAGUCACUUGGUGAAUGGAUGAAGAUGGCUCACUAUGACGGAUUGCGGAAGAAUGUGCUGAAGGGGCCUGAGGACUUGAGGAGAGCGGCAGUAUCGAUGCAAAAUCGGCAAACCUCUGCUUCAGCCUAGUUUUGGCACUAGCAGAGUUGAGC
Aspergillus caelatus is the source of this 1079-nucleotide messenger RNA. RefSeq lists its product as uncharacterized. The coding region runs from base 1 to 1056 and encodes 351 amino acids. The transcript has 3 exons. The record is from RefSeq and is a predicted model, not a curated record. Lineage: Eukaryota; Fungi; Ascomycota; Eurotiomycetes; Eurotiales; Aspergillaceae.